Molecule: messenger RNA, 3338 nt
Organism: Didymodactylos carnosus
Lineage: Eukaryota; Metazoa; Rotifera; Eurotatoria; Philodinida; Philodinidae
Source: the annotation of a GenBank genome assembly
ACGGUGAAAAUAAUGCCAGAUUAUAGGCAAUGUCUGAAAAAUUGUCAUUUUAUGGACACCAUUAAAUGGCAUUUUCGUCCAUUUAUUAGACCGCGUUAACUAAUGCCAAAUAAAUGUGACCGUUAAAUGUCCGUUUUUUCUCCAUUUCAAAAUGGCAAAAACCUGGUCAUAAAAUGGCAUUUAACAGCCAGUUUAUGGUCACCAAGUCAUUCACCGUUUUAUUCUGCCGUCAUGAAUAGUAUACACGACUCUGAUUUUCCUAAAAUAAUUUAGAGUGUUUCUGUUCUCCAAUUAUACGAGUCAUAGAAACUUGCCUCGACGAAGUGGUCUGUGGUUCUUGACUCGAUGCAGGUGAUAGCACCUCAGAUUCAGAAGAUAUGUUUUUGACAUUUUCUAACGGUCUAACAACUGAUAUUUAAAUGGCAAAAAAGUGUGAUCAGUAGGGUUACUGGCACCAGUUAAAUGCCUGUUAUUUGACCGUUUUUUGACAUUUAAAAAAAUGCGAAAUAAAUGCAUUUAAACGUUCCCAGUUAUAAUGGCAAAAAACGGCCUAAAAACGGAGUCAAAUGUCAUAAAAAUGCCAUUUAAAUGCUUAUUAACAGCGUAUUAAAUGGCAUUUAAUUGGCAAUUAAUUACACCGUUUUCGACGUCUUGGGAUCUAGUAAAAAUUCAUUCAAUUGAGAAUUUAAUUUGACCUAUCCGUUAGUUUUAUUGUCAUUUUCCUCAAAGGGUUUGUUUCUGCUUUACAAAAACCCAAAACUGAAUUUAACAAAUUUCUUAACAUUUGGGUAAAAAUAAUUAUUCUCAUGUGAUUUAGCGUAAAUUUUUUCUUUCGUGUAUUUCUACUUGAGCACUAGUGAAAAGCACUGGUGUGUCUUCAGCACAUUCGAUAACUCAGAAAAUUUUCUAUUUAAUGGCGAGACGUAUUGUAAAAAAUUUAAAAAAAAUUUUGAAACUAAUAUUAUUUUCCUAUGAGAAUUUUUUUGCUAUUUUGUUUAAAAACUUUUCCUAAGCUUUUGCCAAUACUCCUCGCCAAAAAUAGAAAAUCGUCUGGUAGAUAGUUUUUACUUAGGCUAAAUAAUUCAUCAUUGUACAAGGAUUGUCUUUGUGUGAUAAACUUUGCUGCAUAUUCAUUGGUACAUUGAUGAAUUAUCUAGCCCAAGUAAAAACUAUCUAUUAUUUAUCUACCAUAGCAGCAUUAUGGGCGUACAAGCAAGUACAAAUCCUCGUAUAAAUAGAGGUCGGCUGUAUACUACUCGUUAAGAGUGAUACUGACCGUUGAAGUAUUGCACUACUUCAAUCGUUGUAUAUGAUAUAUGACAGAACGUCAAAAUUUACUUUUGCAGUUUUUUUCUGCAGAAGUGAAAUUUGUUCGGUUCUGUCCGUUGUUUGUACAAGGAGUGUCUUUGUAUGACAAACUUUGCUGCAUAUUGAUUCGUACAUGGAAAAAUCUUCUGAGUUAUCGAAUGUGCUGACGACGAAAAAGCACUUUUCCGCUAUUCUGCAUGAACUUUAUUACUUUCUUCGCGUUGAUAUGUAUUUUUUUUUGUCGGAGUAGUAAGAGCGUUUUACUUUCCUCGAUUCUGCCACAAAAACAAAAACUGUUUCCAAUAUUAAACUAACAAGUUUUGUAAAGAAUUAAAUUUUUAAUUGAGCUUGCUCGCAAAUUUUUUACUCGAUGCAUAAUAUCGGAGAAAAUGUGUCAUCAUUUAAUCAUUCGUUAAAUAAUUCAGUGAGAUAAGCAAGAAUUUUACUGUAAUAUACUCCCAUGACGAAGAAUACGAAGAGCGCAGAAAUUGAAAAGAUAUUUUUUAUUCUGAGAAAAGAACUGCUCGUACGUUCUCCUUUUAGCUAUUUGUUUUUUGCACGAAAAAAAUUACCUUUCAUUCUAACUCUCUUUUCAUUCAGUCUGUAGCAGAAAAAAUGGUCAAACAAAGCAAACAAAAAACCAAAGUAUCAUAAAGCAAAGUUUUAUAACAAACUUCCAUAAAAUUUCAUUCGAAUAAAUUUUACAAAAAAAGUAUGUGCGUUCGCGGCGUUUUUAAUAUAACUUUGGCAAGGAGCGGGGGAAGUUUUAUUAAGCAACUCUAAAAAAUUUUCUCAGUACAUUUUUUCUCAUUUUUCCUUCUUUUUACUAAAAAAAAUUUAGUUGCUAACCAAAAGAAAAAUAAAGGUCUUCAACUUUUCUGAAUGAGAAAAAUUUUCCCUCCGCCCUAAUCGAAAUCACUGUGCAUCCGCUAUUACACAGACAGUCAAAAAGAUAUUAACAAAUAGAUAAAGUCUUUAACUUAUCACUUCGGUCAACUGAAGGGGCAGUCUUGAGGAGAACGAGUCUACCAGGUAUAAUGUAUAAACUUGAUAAAAUAACAUUUCUUCUCGCUAGAUAAUAAGAUCUAAAAGAGUAAGUUACGAAUUUCAACAAAAAUAAUCUCUCACAACACAGAUCAACGUUGGAAUAGGCUCUUCUUUUUUUUCUUCGUUUUAUUCUAAAACUUAUAUUUUUGUUUUAGAAAAUGAAUUUGACGGAUCAAGAAUCUCAUCUAUCAUGUAUGAUAUGUCUCGAUAUUGCCAAUCAAGCAGUCGAGACGAGUUGUUGUCAUCAGCUAUUUUGCGAAACAUGUUUGGAUAGUGUCAAAGACAAAACUUCCUGUCCAAACUGUCGAAAUAAAUUUAAACCAAUAAUUGCUUAUUUUGUUCGACGCUUAAUAGGGAAUUUAUUUUCGACAUGUCCGAACGGUUGCGGGCAGACGUUUACAUAUACAGAUAAAGACAAUCAUCUCAAACAGUGUCCCAACCGUAUUCUUAAAUGCCCCAAUUGUGGGUUUUCUAGUAGCAAGCAGCUGUUUUUGGAACAUUUAAUAGAGAAACAUGAAAAUAUUAUCAUAGAAAAUAUUGAACGUCUUUUUUCAUCAGCACCAUCAUCAAGUAAUGUUGACAAACCUAAUAUGACUUUAAAGACAAAUGACAGAAUUGAGAGAUCAAUAAAUGAUGGUGGAAGAUAUGCUCGACUCGGUUCAUCGGGUAAAUUUUAUUGCGAAGGGCCAUUGAAUACGUACUGUUCGUGUUGCAAUGGAAAAUGUGGUCCAACGAACGGCUGUAAUUGUGUUCAUUGCAUGAAGUUGGAUGUUGAAAAACAAAAACUAUCACACGGAUGGUUUGUAAAUAGUGAUGGUGCAUCAGCCAGAAAGAGUGUACAAACAAAACUAUUCUACUGCGGUCGUCGAGUAUUAAUGGGUGUUUUGGGCUGUGAUGGUUAUUGUGGCCCGACUGAUGGACCAAAUUGUCAAGCAUGUCAAAAAUUGUCUCGACAACAAGAUCGGUAUGCAUCAAUUUGGUAA